Molecule: messenger RNA, 1396 nt
Organism: Pteronotus mesoamericanus
Lineage: Eukaryota; Metazoa; Chordata; Mammalia; Chiroptera; Mormoopidae
Gene: UNC93A
Product: unc-93 homolog A
Exons: 8
Coding region: 1-1371 (456 amino acids)
Source: RefSeq, a predicted model, not a curated record
AUGGACAGGAGCCUGAGGAAUGUGCUCGUGGUCUCACUGGGGUUUCUGCUUCUCUUCACGGCCUACGGGGGGCUGCAGAACCUGCAGAGCAGCCUGUACAGCGAGCAGGGCCUGGGGGUGGCCGUGCUGAGCACGCUCUACGGCGCUGUGCUGCUGUCCUCCAUGCUGCUGCCGCCGCUGCUCAUCAGGACGCUGGGCUGCAAGUGGACCAUCGUCGCCGCCAUGAGCUGCUACGUGACCUUCUCCCUGGGCAACUUCUACGCCAGCUGGUACACCUUGGUGCCCACCUCCAUCCUGCUGGGCCUGGGGGCGGCGCCGCUGUGGUCGGCCCACUGCACCUACCUCACGGUGGCCGGGAACGCGCAGGCGGAGAAGGCAGGGAGAGUGGCCAAGGACGUGGUGAACCGGUACUUCGGCAUGUUCUUCCUCAUAUUCCAGUCGUCUGGGGUGUGGGGCAACCUGAUCUCGUCUCUGGUGUUUGGCCAGACGCCCACUCAAGACCCCAUCCCUGAGGAGCAGCUCCUGUCCUGCGGGGCCAGAGACUGCCUGAUGGCCACGGCGCCCGCCAACGGCACCCAGCGCCCCUCCCAGGAGCUCAUCUACACCCUGCUGGGCGUCUACACAGGGAGCGGGGUCCUGGCGGUGCUGCUGGUCGCGCUCCUCCUGGACCCCGUAGCGGCAGACGUGCAGCGGAAGAGCGGAGGCGAGACGCUGUCCGUCUGGUCCACCCUGCUGUCGACUUUCAAGCUCCUCCGGGACAGACGCCUGCGCCUCCUGGUCCUGCUGCCGAUGUACAGCGGGUUCGAGCAGGCCUUCCUGGCGGGAGACUACACCAGGUCCUACGCCACCUGUGCCCUGGGCAUCCAUUUCGUGGGCUACGUGAUGAUCUGCUUCGCGGCGGCCAACUCGCUGUGCUCUGCGCUGUACGGAAGGGUGUCCCAGCACACGGGCAGGAUUCCGCUCUACGCCUUCGGUGCGGCCACCCACCUGUCUUGCAUCGUCGCCCUCCUGCUCUGGAGACCGAGCCCCGACCAGCUGCCUGUGUUCUUCGUGUUUUCUGGCCUAUGGGGCGUGGCCGACGCCGUCUGGCAGACACAGAACAACGUCCUCUUCGGUGUCCUCUUCGACAAGAACAAGGAGGCCGCCUUUGCCAACUACCGCCUGUGGGAGGCGCUGGGCUUCGUCAUCGCCUUCGGGUGCAGCUCCUUCCUGUGCGUCAGCGUCAAGCUCUACGUCCUCCUGGGCGUCCUGUGUCUGAGCAUGCUGGCCUACGGCACCGUGGAGUACCUGGAGCGCAAGAGCCCGGCCGCGCCCCUUGCUGCGGAAGCCACAGAAGUGGCCGCGGGCGGAGAGAUACAGACGAAAAUGUGAAGGCGGCCCCUCCCCGCCGAGGGCA